Cryptococcus wingfieldii CBS 7118 is the source of this 1323-nucleotide messenger RNA. Its product is annotated as omega-6 fatty acid desaturase (delta-12 desaturase). NCBI's taxonomy places the organism in Eukaryota, Fungi, Basidiomycota, Tremellomycetes, Tremellales, Cryptococcaceae. The coding region runs from base 1 to 1323 and encodes 440 amino acids. The record is from RefSeq and is a predicted model, not a curated record. The transcript is spliced from 7 exons. Gene Ontology annotation, biological process: lipid metabolic process. Gene Ontology annotation, molecular function: oxidoreductase activity.
AUGUCCGCCCUCAGACAGCGCCCCGUCUCGCCCCCUGCUGGCCAGGCAGAGAAGGACCAGCUCCGAGACGCUCAGGGACACACCUUCGCCGUCCCCGACUUCACCAUCAAGCAGCUCCUCGAUGCCAUCCCCGCCCACUGCUUCAAGCGGUCCGCCUUCAGGUCCUCCCUCUACAUCCUCCAAGAUGUCGCUGUCAUCACCGCUCUCGUCUAUGGAGCCUUCCACAUCGACUCCUUCCUCUCUCGAUUCGCUCUCUCCAACGUCGCGUUCUACGCCGCCAAGGCUGCUCUCUGGAGCGCCUACUGGUUCGUGACUGGUCUUUUCGGCACCGGUAUCUGGGUCAUUGCCCACGAGGCCGGCCACCAGGCCUUCUCUUCCAGCAAGGACGUCAACAACGGUGUCGGAUGGGUCUUGCACUCUGCUCUUCUUGUCCCCUACCACUCUUGGAGAAUUUCCCACGCCCGUCACCACGCCGCCACUGGCCACUUGACUCGUGAUGAAGUCUUUGUCCCCAAGACCAGGAAGGAGCGUGGUGCGCCCGCGAUCGUAGAGGAGGGCGAAAUUCUCGGUAUCAACGUCUCUCCCGAGCGUCAAUCCCAACUCAUGGAAGCCCUCGAGGACUCUCCUAUCGUCGUUCUUUACAACCUCUUCCUCCAGCAACUCUUUGGCUGGCCCAUGUACCUCGCCCGAAACGCCUCUGGCCAGCGCCACUACCCCAAGGGCACCAACCACUUUAACCCCCGCUCUUUCAUCUUCAAGGCCAAUCACUUUGCCCAGAUCAUUUGGUCCGACAUUGGUGUCUCUAUCGUCCUUGCUGCCCUUGGUUACUGGUCUUACCAGAGGGGCAUCAAGGAGAUGAUCUCCAUCUACUUUAUCCCUUACCUCUGGGUCAACAACUGGCUCGUGUUUAUCACCUUCCUCCAGCACACCGACCCCGUCCUCCCUCACUACACUGCCAACAAGUGGACUUUCCCCCGAGGUGCGCUCUGUACCAUCGACCGAUCGUUCUUGGGUCCCGUUGGUCCUCACGUGUUCCACGGUAUCACCGAGACCCACGUCGCGCACCACAUCUCCUCCAAGAUCCCUCACUACAACGCUUGGGAGGCUACGGAGGCGCUCAAAAACUUCCUCGGUCCUGCUUACCACAAGUCGGACGAGAACAUGUUUGUCGCCUGCUAUAAGUCUUACCGAGACUGCUUGUUUGUCGAGGAUGACCAGGACGUUGUUUUCUACAAGAACGCGGCUGGUAUUGCCCAACGUGUGCCCAUUGAGGAGAGCGGCAACCUUUCCGACUCUGGUGUCGACAUGACUGAAUCCAAGUAA